Molecule: messenger RNA, 919 nt
Organism: Triplophysa dalaica
Lineage: Eukaryota; Metazoa; Chordata; Actinopteri; Cypriniformes; Nemacheilidae
Gene: irf1a
Product: interferon regulatory factor 1a
Exons: 8
Coding region: 82-852 (256 amino acids)
Biological process (GO): immune system process; regulation of transcription by RNA polymerase II
Cellular component (GO): nucleus
Molecular function (GO): DNA-binding transcription factor activity, RNA polymerase II-specific; RNA polymerase II cis-regulatory region sequence-specific DNA binding
Source: RefSeq, a predicted model, not a curated record
UGUCAGCGUUAUUCGUCGGAAGUGACACAAACCGUGUAAAGCUGAUGUUCUGUUGAAGACGUUUGCCCCGCAGACUCAGAGAUGCAGCAGGGACGUCAGCGCUUGCGGCCGUGGCUGGAAGAUCAGAUCCAAUCGGGCAGAUAUCCUGGAGUCGUCUGGAUAGAUGAGUCUGCUCGAGUUUUCCAGAUUCCCUGGAAGCAUGCAGCUCGACACGGCUGGAAUAUUGAGACAGAUGCCACUCUCUUCAGAAACUGGGCCAUCCACACAGGGAGAUACAAGCCCGGCACAGACAAACCUGAUCCCAAGACGUGGAAGGCAAACUUCCGCUGUGCUCUCAAUUCCCUGCCGGACGUCAAAGAGCUGCCAGAAAAAAGCAUCAAGAAAGGACACAACGCUUUCAGAGUAUACACUCUCCUGCCGCACAGCACAGCACUCAAGAGACGGAGAGCAUCGAGGAGCCUGGAUACAGACGCCAAAUCCCAACCACCUCCACGAAACCCAACGCUGGAAAGAUUUACAGAGGCCUUCUGGAAGUUUGCAGAUGACGGUGGAAACUCCACAGCAGAGCUCUUCAGAAGAGAGGAUUUCUCUAGACGUGUCGAGACAUCCGUCUACCGCACCACAUCUCCGGGACUGCAGCAGAACGCUCUGGAUGACGCCGAACAAACACAAGCUGUGCUGAAGAUCGUGGAUCAUCUGAAGAAUCUGGAGCACUGGAGUCCUUUAUAUGAGAGCGACAGAAACUGGAGAACAAACUCGACAUGGAUGGAGUCUCUCUGCGAUACGAUGGAUUUUUCAGGCCCCUCCUAUCAGACAGACUGUAGACUUCUGAAGAACUCGUCAGAUCGAUGAGACUAAAGAUGAGAGAGAGCAGAUUGAGCGACUAUCGUGUUUUUGUUUGUAAAGGACAUGAAUAAAC